GGUUUUGUUUAGUUUGCCCUUGAUUCCUGGUGUGCACAGUACCUGGGUACAGCCUCCAGCCCUAGGGUUCAGUUCAGAGUGUGUCAUCUGAACCAUGAAGAUCUGGUGGCUCCUGCUUGCUGUUGGAAUUUGCUCUGGGAACAUAAACUCACAGGACACAUGCAGGCAGGGACACUCUGGCAUCCCUGGGAAUCCUGGUCACAAUGGUCUGCCUGGAAGAGAUGGAAGAGAUGGAGCAAAGGGUGACAAAGGGGAUGCAGGAGAACCAGGGCGUCCUGGGAGCCCAGGGAAGGACGGCAUGCGUGGGGAGAAAGGACAACGAGGAGCAGAUGGAAAUGUUGAAGCAAAAGGCAUCAAAGGUGAUCAAGGUUCUAAAGGACCCCCAGGAAAACAUGGGCCGAAGGGCUUGGCUGGUCCCAUGGGAGAGAAGGGCGUCCAAGGAGAGACCGGUUCUCCUGGAGAGAAGGGGGAUAAAGGAGAGGUGGGCCCCCCUGGUCCAGAAGGCCUGAGGGGCAACACUGGGCCUUUGGGCCCAAUUGGCUUACCUGGCCCCGUGGGGCCCAUGGGAAAGCCCGGUCUCAAGGGAGAAGCUGGACCCGUGGGGCCCCAGGGUGAGCCAGGAGUCCGGGGAAUACGAGGCUGGAAAGGGGAUCGAGGAGAAAAAGGGAAAAUUGGUGAGACUCCAGUCUUGCCCCAAAGUGCUUUCACAGUGGGGCUCACAGUGCUGAGCAAGUUUCCUUCUUCGGGUGUACCCAUCAAAUUCGAUAAAAUCCUCUAUAAUGAAUUCAACCAUUACGACAUAGCAAAGGGGAAGUUUGUGUGCCACGUUGCUGGAGUCUAUUACUUCACCUACCACAUCACCGUCUUCUCCAGGAAUAUCCAGGUAUCUUUGGUCAAAAAUGGGGUGAAAAUACUGCACACUAAGGAUGGUUAUAUGGGCUCGGAGGACCAGGCCUCUGGUGGUAUUGUCCUGAAGCUGAAGCUUGGGGACGAGGUGUGGAUGCAGGUGACGGGAGGAGAAAGGUUCAACGGCUUGUUUGCUGAUGAGGAUGAUGACACAACCUUCACAGGCUUCCUGCUGUUCAGCAGCUAAUUAACGAUGGAGAAACACAGCCCUGCCACAUCAUCCA
Molecule: messenger RNA, 1130 nt
Organism: Nycticebus coucang (slow loris)
Lineage: Eukaryota; Metazoa; Chordata; Mammalia; Primates; Lorisidae
Gene: C1QTNF9
Product: C1q and TNF related 9
Exons: 4
Coding region: 95-1093 (332 amino acids)
Molecular function (GO): protein binding
Source: RefSeq, a predicted model, not a curated record